AUGUCACAGAGCGCCAUGGCUACCACGGAGCCCACCCACGGACAGGCCGACAGUGUUGCCAGUGUCGAGAGCCCGGCCCAGGAUAACCCGGGCCCCAAAGACCAUUCUGACUACACUCGGGCACUCGAGAAGCGACUCAGCGAGUUGGAGUCACGGCUGUUGAAUGUCGAGCUACACAGCAAAGAAUCGGUGAGCAAGCGCGUAAUCAGCGGCGACAACCCUGAAAGCGAACUCGAGAAUGCGGCAAAAAGUCCUUCAGACGACGACGCAGGGCCUGAACCAGAACAGCUCCCUGUCGUGCGAGAAAUACGCAGGUUGAACUGGAUCAACUUUGUAAACCGUUUUCCGGACCAGAAGGAUGCAGCCCUCAUUGAACUCCUCAUGGCCCCGCCGUCGUUAGAAGAUGAAGAAAAGAAGGACAGCCUCUUCUGCGCAAAGCUGCAACUGGUCGGCGCCGAGGAAGCGCAGCAGCUUAUGGCAACAAUGCGAGAGCGUAAUGUCUUUCGAUCGGAUGCGUACCUUCAAUCUGUCCGCAUUUCAUCCAUACCACUGGCCCGCGAGCUUGUGGAUAUCUUGGGCUCGGACGAUGAUAUCACAGCCCCCCUAAUCUUUAGGCGACCAUUUGCACCAUUGAUCUAUCAUAUCGAUGACUUCAAGAAGAAGCUGGCCAAGUUGGAAGCAGAGCUCGAGAAAACGACGGAAGAGGAUGUUUUGAGCAUAUUUCCCUCGAGCGUGGUGCCUACGCAGACUGCGAUGACUGCCUCCGAAAAGGCACGCGCUGACCGGACAACUCUUGCUGGUGAUUUUCGAUACCUGAUUCAGUUCCUGGAGCGGGAAAUACUGCCGUUCGCAAAUCUUUUUGACAGCUCCAGUAAGCCUGAGACUUCGAGCAGGCACAGAAAAACAUGUUUCCGCGAUUUGUGGCAUCUGUUUAGGGUUGGCGAGUAUAUCUACAACCCGGCUGCAACUUUCUCUUUCCAAUCGAACCCCAAAGCAGUUGUUAACGAAAGCGGUGACCAGAAGCUAUGGAAGCUGUAUCGGAAACGAACAGUUGGCAAUGAUUUUGAACUGAAAUGUUACCGCAUUGACCAUAAUGGCGAAGCCUAUGUCUGCAUUCCGACUACAUUCACUAUCAGUUAUUUCAAAGGGGAACAGGACAUUGUCAACCUGACGGUCUACCCGCUUCGGUUUGCAGAGGACCACAAAGCCCUCCUACAGGUAUACAAGGAGUCGGGCCAAAAGUGCAAAGAGUGCAUCGAGGCCAAGUUCCUCUUGCACACCGGAUGGGCUCUGACUCCCGAGUCCCAGAGCUCGUUGCAGUACAUUGCCAGCGAUGUUAUUCUCGACGCUGGUGAGGCGAUGAAACUCCAUUUCAACUGGAAGUUUGAUUCAAAAUACCCCAGUACAAAGGAGUGGGAUAGAGGCUACCCGUAUUAUUUGUAUCAUGUUUUCUACUGGAGGUUGAAGGACCAAAAAGCUGUCUCCUCGAACAUCCAAAAUGCCUGCUGGGUGGACGACUGGGUGGGCCGCAAGGAGAAGAUUGACUAUUGCGAGCGUGUGGACUCUUUCCUUUCACACGGCAUCAACGGCCGGGAGAAGGAAUAUCAACUCAACGACGAUGACAUCGUGCUAUUGCCACGUCGGCUUUUCGCCUAUGUCCUCCAAGAGCGACGGUUUGUGGCCGUGGAGACUCGAAACCUCUCAAGCGUGAAGGACUCUACAAGUGGCACAUUUGAGAACUUGGUGAUCAAUCCGGACCAUAUGAGCUUGCUUCAGUCCCUCGUGCAUUCCCAUUAUAUGCGCAAGCAGAUACAAGAUUCCGGUCGAUACAGUGUCAACCAGGACAUUGUCCACAACAAAGGACGAGGCCUGGUUAUCCUCCUUCAUGGCGUCCCGGGUGUUGGCAAGACCUCGACAGCAGAAACCAUUGCCCAUCAAUGGAAGAAGCCGCUAUUGCCGAUAACCUACGGGGACCUCGGACUAUCGCCAUCGAACGUUGAGAGCAAGUUGAAGGACGUUUUUCGCCUUGCUCAGCUUUGGGGCUGCAUCCUUCUCUUGGACGAGGCAGAUGUCUUUCUCUCCGAGAGAAAAGCAACGGAUCUCGAGAGAAAUGCUCUUGUUUCCGGUGGGUUUCCUUCACAUGGUGCAGAAUCAUCACUAACAGUCAGCGCUUUCACAGUCUUCCUGCGGGUCCUGGAAUAUUACAUGGGAAUCCUCUUUCUCACCACCAACCGCGUAGGCACUAUUGACGAGGCCUUCAGGUCCCGCAUUCACAUUAGCCUCUACUACCCUGACCUUGGUAAACGCGAGACCAGGAAAAUCUGGAAGUUGAAUCUCGACCGCUUAAGAGCCAUCGAGGAAGAGAGGGCUGGCACAACUGGCAAACCGGCUCUGACAAUUGACGUCGAUGGUAUAAAGAACUUCGCUCUUGAACACUACAAGUCAAGUCAACAAGGUAAAGGCAGGUGGAAUGGAAGGCAAAUCAGGAACGCAUUUCUCGUAGCGUCAGCGCUCGCCCGCUACGAGAAAGAGCACCCGGACUCAAAGUCCCAGCCCUCGAUCAACACGUCGCCGUACAACACGUCGUCUUACGACAUUUCAGCAAGACACUUCAAGGUUGUGGCAGAAGCUGGGGUGGGCUUUGACAAGUACCUCUACGAAAUCAAACGCAAGACUCCGGGAGAGCAGGCCCUCUUGCAUGGUUAUCGCAUUGACUCGGUCACCCAUAAGUCGCCUCAAGAGCCUGGCAGCCAGUUUACUGCAGGCCAGGGGGGUAUACCUCCAAGCAACCAGGGUCUCUUUCCCGGUCAGUCGAGUCCAUCCCUACAGGGGCAUUAUGAUGGCCUCCAAGCCCAUAAUCCUGGAUCCCGUCAGUCUCAAGCUCAAUUUUCUCAGUAUGGCUAUACAGCGGACGGCUUACGCAGCCAGCCUUUCGUACCGCACGGCCAUGAUCCUACUUUCAAUCGUUCUCCGCAAACGGGAUACGGCCAGGAGUUUGGAAUGGGGAUGGGAAUGAGGAAUGAAUAUAAUCUUCAGCCACCUCCAGUGACUUCAAGCAAGCAUUCUUUUAAAGGUUCUCCCAGGGGCACUCCAAGUGGAUUUUCCGGCACCGCUGGGCAUGGAGAUGAUGAUUCUGAUUCUGAUGAUUGA
Messenger RNA from Aspergillus nidulans FGSC A4, 3150 nucleotides. RefSeq lists its product as uncharacterized. The coding region runs from base 1 to 3150 and encodes 1049 amino acids. The record is from RefSeq and is a predicted model, not a curated record. Gene Ontology annotation, molecular function: ATP hydrolysis activity; ATP binding. Lineage: Eukaryota; Fungi; Ascomycota; Eurotiomycetes; Eurotiales; Aspergillaceae. The transcript has 2 exons.